Molecule: messenger RNA, 5723 nt
Organism: Nematostella vectensis (starlet sea anemone)
Lineage: Eukaryota; Metazoa; Cnidaria; Anthozoa; Actiniaria; Edwardsiidae
Product: ATPase family AAA domain-containing protein 2
Exons: 21
Coding region: 118-4806 (1562 amino acids)
Biological process (GO): positive regulation of transcription by RNA polymerase II
Cellular component (GO): nucleus
Molecular function (GO): ATP binding; chromatin binding; ATP hydrolysis activity
Source: RefSeq, a predicted model, not a curated record
GGACCUUUGCUUGGGUCUCGUUAUAGACAACAAUGGCGAUCACCAGCAAAAAUGCGAGGGACGACCUUCACAUACUAAAACUUAUCGCUAAAUUGGGCUUUAAAAACCUGCUUUAAUAUGGUGAAAACAAGAAGAAGCUUUGAGAUAUCAGAUUCCCUUCCAGGCAAGGGCAAGGCGACCGAGGGGAAGAAGAACUUGGAAAUUCCUGAGGAGCAAAGCAGUGACGAAAGUGGCUUAGAAUCCAUUCCCGUAUCUUCUAAACGGCGUAAACUUCACAGCAAAGAAGCCAAAGAAAGCAGAUCCCUUCAUAAGCGCGAGGAAACCACAUCGGAGAGGAACUUUUCCCCUCUGCGAACGAGACAUGGAACCAUUUUGAGAUCUGGGAGAACUGAAGGUACACAAUCUCGAAGCACCGGUUACAAACAAGAACAAAUGGAGGCCGAUGAUGGCCGGAGAAAAUCUGCAGGUGCAAAAGCGUGUUUGAAGUUCCGAAAAUGCCUGUCCGAAAGCCCAAAACUUGUUGUAAAUUUAGAUAACAAUGAAAUAGUUGCUCCCUUGUCAAUACGCCGAAGUCGUCGAGAGCGAAAAGAAGUCUACGAUACACUCAACAUACAGAUGUUGACCGAUCAUCGAUAUGUCCAUCCGACAUUUGAAAAUUAUAACGAGAAAGCAGACGAGAAACAAAGAAAGAGGAGAGUGUUGGAAGACCCUUCGGACGACAGCGAAGACGAAAGGGCUGUAAACAUGUAUGACACUGUGAAGCGUAGACAUGACACACCCUCUCCUGUUAAACAUGGUCAAAGACAUCAACAGGAAGAGGAUGAUGAGGAUGACGACAGUGAUGAUGAUGAGGAGGAGGAGGAGGGGGACGGCGAGGAUGAGGGGGAGGAUGAGGAGCAAAGAAAACGCUACUUAUUGAGAAAGAAGAAGCCUGUCACUAACCGAUACAUGGCCCCACCUCUAAAGAGCAAAAAAGAAAAGCGGGUAUUCCAGCUCACAAUGCAUAGAAGAGGCAGAGGGCGCGCCCCACCUCAUGCCUCGCCUAUCAGGCAGUAUCGUGCUCCCAAAAGAAAGGCCAUGAACAUGAGUUCUUCUACUUCAUCUGAGGAGUCUUGUGAUGAACAAGAUGAGAGAAUGUUUGAGAGGAGGAAGAGCAAAAGCAUGGCGAAGGCCAGAAACCGUGCCUUGCCCAUCAACUUGACCAUAGAGGAUAUCUCCAAAGGCGUUUUGAGGGACCGUGAGAGGAUUGGCUCAAGCCUUGCUGAUGUGGAUCCUAUGUCAGUAGACAGAAAGGUGAAGUUUGACAGUGUAGGAGGCCUCAACAAGCAGAUACAAGCCCUAAAAGAGAUGAUUCUUUUCCCACUUGUCUAUCCAGAAGUGUUUGAUAAAUUCAAGAUUACUCCACCUCGGGGUGUGCUGUUUUUUGGACCUCCAGGUACCGGCAAGACCCUAGUUGCCAGAGCCUUAGCCAAUGAAUGUAGCCAAGGUGACAAGAAAGUGUCAUUCUUUAUGAGGAAAGGUGCCGACUGCCUAAGCAAGUGGGUAGGAGAGUCUGAGAGACAGCUACGCCUCCUUUUUGACCAGGCAUAUGCUAUGCGCCCAUCCAUCAUCUUCUUUGAUGAGAUAGACGGCCUAGCCCCAGUGCGCUCCAGUCGUCAGGAUCAGAUCCACAGUUCCAUUGUAUCCACUCUUCUUGCACUAAUGGACGGCUUGGACAGCAGAGGGGAGGUGGUUAUUAUUGGGGCCACUAACCGAAUCGAUGCUAUUGACCCUGCCCUUAGACGCCCUGGAAGGUUUGAUAGGGAGUUCCAGUUCGCGCUGCCUGAUCGUGAUGCCAGACGGAGUAUCCUCUCUAUUCACACCAGGGAGUGGGAGCCAAGACUUUCUCAGCGGUUCAUCUCUGAGCUUGCAGACUAUUGUGUUGGCUAUUGUGGGGCAGACAUCAAAGCUCUUUGUACAGAAGCGGCCUUGUGUGCGCUAAGGAGACGUUACCCACAAGUUUAUACUUCAAGUAGAAAACUGCUUCUUGACAUCAAUGACAUUGAGAUCACCUUUAAAGACUUCAUCAAUGCCACCAAGAGUAUAGUCCCUGCCCACCAGAGAUCAGUGGCAUCUCCGGCAAGGGUGCUGUCCACAACAAUCAGACCGCUGCUUGAGAACACAUUCAACAAGGCACACCAGAUGCUAGUCAAACAAUUCCCUGCUGCACAAAUGGAUACAGGAAAUGCAAGCAGUACUCAACAAAAACAUCAGGAAAUCCCAUCUGAUGAUGACUUGAGUUCUGAUGGUGAGGAUGGGCCGGACAUCUAUGACCACACCCAUCCCACAAGCUCUAUAGCAGGAUCUAGCAGGAGUGAGCGCUAUAUGCGCCGCAUCAUGCAAAGGCAUGGGGUGUGCCCAGAUGUCAGUCCAGGAGCCUCCAAAACAUUUAGCUUCUCAGAGCAAGUAUUCAGGGGUGCAGUGACGUACCGACCUCGAAUGUUGCUAUCAGGGAGAGAGGGCAUGGGGCAGUCAACACACAUGGCACCAGCUUUGCUGCAUAGUACGGAACACCUCAGUGUACAUUGUCUGGAUCUUCCUGCUUUGUAUGGUGUUACUUCAAGGACUCCUGAAGAAGCAUGCGCACAGCUGUUCCGUGAGGCCCGGCGCUCUUUACCCUGCAUUGUCUACAUGCCGCAUCUCAACUCUCUAUGGCUGGCUACAAGUGAGAGUCUCCAUGCUACUCUCAUAUCACUGCUACAGGAUCUGCCUCCACUCUCACCAGUCCUGCUACUUGCCACAGCAGACAAGGAGUUCUCUCAGCUGCCUUAUGAGUUACAGCAGCUCUUUUCACAAGAUACUGGCCAGGUAUUAGAAGUAGCGUAUCCUAAUGCUGAAGAGCGCCGUGCCUUUUUCUGUGCAAUAUUCCUUGACUAUGCACUUCAGAUGCCUAAGAGGAAGAAAAAACGGCGUGAUCACAGUAAUGAAGUACUCCCGUUCGCCCCCUCCCCACCCAGCCGACAGCUGUCAGAACAGGAGAAGCAAAAGAUCCAGCAGAACGAGGAGAGCACCAUGCGGGAAUUGCGCAUCUUCCUGCGGGACGUGCACCACAAGCUCAUCAUGGACCGCAGGUUCAAGGAAUUCUCCAAACCUGUUGAUCUAGAAGAGGUGGAGGAUUACCUUGAUGUAAUUCAGGAGCCGAUGGACUUAUCCACCAUGAUGGAGAAAAUUGACCGUCACCAGUACAGCACAUGUGCUAAUUACUUGCUGGAUAUAGAUCUAAUCACUAGCAAUGCCCUGAAGUACAACCCUGACCGAGACCCACUCGACAAGAUCAUUAGGCACAGGGCCUGUGAACUACGUGACUUUGCACACUCACUUAUCAAAUCUCAGCUGGAACCAGAGUUUGAAAAGGCUUGCGAGGAGAUCGUAGAAUCAAGACAACGGAGAGGCGAGAACCUCUCUUCUGUUGCCCCGGCAUACGUCUUCACAGCACCUCGCACCAAGCUUAUUGUACCUCCUUCAAGUUCUAAUGUACCCCUCAACGAGUCAGUGACUCCCAUGUCAGUGGGAGAGAGCUCGGCGGGGUCUUCACGGAUGGAAACAAGGUCUGCCUCGCAUAGUUCCUCCACUGGCAAGAACACAGACAGUAGUGGGAAAGCAUCAAAGAAGAAGAAGCGACCAUAUGGGGGACGGAGGAGGCGAAUCAAGCGCAGACAGCUGAGCAAGGAGCUGAAUAUUGCAGGGAAGGAGGGGGAGGAGAAAGAUAAGAAUGUUAAUGAAGAAGAUGAAGAUGUGGAACAACAUUAUGAAAGCAUGGAUACUAAUCAGGCGGAGACGGUAGACAAGGGGGAGGAAGGUGACGGUAAUGAGAUAGAGAGAGAAACUGAUUACAAGAAGAAAAGGGAUGAGAAUAAUGCAACGGAUGUGGACAGGAUCGAGCAGAAUACCACAGCAGAUGGAACCAAUGAAAAUGAUACAGCAGAUGGUUGCAAGGUCAUUGCGGAUAAUGCAACGGAUGUGGACAGGAUCGAGCAGAAUACCACAGCAGAUGGAACCAAUGAAAAUGAUACCGCUGAUGGUAACAACGUCGAAGCCAAUGAGGUGAUGGCAAGAGACAAGGCCGGUGAUAGUGUAUUUGGAAGCACUUCUGAGAAAGACGAGAAAGAUGACGAAAUCUCUAGAAGUGGUCCAACCCCAUUGGAAAUCUCAAAAGACUCUGUCAUUAAUCAAAACGGUGAUAUACCAGUCAAUCAUACAGAUGCUGAUAUAGAUGUCACUGAAGGGAAGGGGAAGCACAAAUCCCAAGUGCUUAUAGAGAAUGGGGAAAUGUACAAAUCAACAGUGGAGGAAGAUUCCAUGGUGAAUAAUCAAGCUGACGGGUUUGAUCCCCCAAGUCCAAACAGGGAGGUAAAGACAAAGAAGUGUGUGCAGUUCGCAGAAGAGAUAGAAUUACCAAAUGGAUUUAUUGCAAGUGAUGCACAGGAGAGGAUCAGGGUAACACAAGGCAGCGAAACGCUAGAAAAGAUGGACAACAAGCGCCUAGAUUCUGAAGUCACUGAGUGUUCACUAGACGUCGAAGAGCCUUACCAAGCUGACCCAAGCCAGGAGUCACAGUUACUAUGGAAACAGAAGCUGGAGCUCCUGCUGGCCUGGCUUGUGGAUAUGACAGAGGGCUCAGCUGUUGCGAGUUUGGAGCAAUGUCACAGCAGUCUACAGCAGUGCGUUUACCAGCAUCGACGGGAUGCGGACAAGACUGUAUUGAUACAGUCGCUGGAAGAUAUUUUAACUGGUUGGGCCAGCCGAAUGCCUUACACAACCAGAUAAACUCUCCAAGGCUAUGCUCACAACACCAGGGACACUAGAGUUCUCAGACUCCUCGCAGUCCCUUUGAGAUGGGCGUGGCCUCCCCCUCGCCACCAGAGCAUUGGUACCUUCCAGACUUGAGCUGCCUAACACUAUCAUUGAUGGCACUGUAAAGGCUGAAGCUUCACCAUCAGAAUUAGUACGACUUUCUGAACUUGAGCGGCCCAAGCGAACUGUCCGAGACGGAUGCGUCCGCACACCACCAGAGCAUUGGUACCUUCCAGACUUGAGCUGCCUAACACUAUCAUUGAUGGCACUGUAAAGGUUGAAGCUUCACCAUCAGAAUUAGUACGACUUUCUGAACUUGAGUGGCCCAAGCGAACUGUCCGAGACGGAUGCGUCCGCACACCGCCAAAGCAUUGGUACCUUCCAGACUUGGGCCCCAACUCCCAUCGGUGGACUGUAUAGAUAGAAGCCCCCGCCCCCCUCACUUCGGCGAGAAUUCGCAAAAUAUUAAAACUUCAGCAAAAUACUUCAAAAGAAAACCAAAAAAUAUAGAACUCUUUCUGAAGCUUGGCACAUGUUUUUAAUUGUAAUGUGCAUUUAUUUAUUGAAAAAGAUUUUUUUAUGCCAGAAAUCUCAUACAGCUAGUAGCGGUAAUAGACUUUUCUAAAUAGAUUAUAAAUUUGCAAUGUGGAUAACAGGAUUUAUGUAAUAAACAAAAGACAAACUAUUUUCAGCAUUAUUUGUACUGUAAACGUGCCCAUUUUAGUAACCAUUGAAAAGUUAUAUUUUUUUCGCAACAGUUUUUUUUUCUUUUUAGAAGUUUUCUUCUUUGUCUCAAAUAAAAUUGAUAAAAAGAUGUCCACUUUUAUAGUAAAUCGCUGUAUAUAAACUAUUUUAAUGCCUAUUGCCAUAUAAAUAUCGUUUUUCUGUCA